UCAAUGCUGAAUGCCUUGGUAACGUUAUUCGUUUGAGUGUCGCUCCUCUUUUUGAAGAGGUUGAUGCUGUCUUCAAUGACACACAAAUCAUAAACCUGACGCCUGGCCUUGCUACUCAGUGUGGAUUCAGCUUUAAAUUUGACCCCAUGGGGAAUGCCAUGUUUUUUGCUUCUCUUCAAAACUGCUUUUCCCAAAACAUGGAUGAUAAGAUGUUCAGCUUGGUCAUGCAGUUCAGGCUGCCAGGAAACCACAUGACUGAAGACCCUGUGUAUAGAGUGGGCAAAACCUGUAGCUAUACCCCCUGGACCUCCCGAGAGAUUCUGUGCGACCGCAACUACAUGGAGGUGUCUGUCAGAAGGACUCUUCCAGACAUCCAAACCAUCCCCGAACAGCCCACUGGGGGCCCGAAAGCAAGGAGCGGCAACUUCCGGAGAGGAGCUGAGGCUGUUGCUUCAGGAUACAAAAUGACAGCAGUCGUCUUUAGUCCUAGCAAGAAUGUCAUGAAUGUGGAUGAGGUCCAAAGAAAGGGCUAUGCAAUAGCCAACACUCCCACACGGCUGGUGUUAAGAAGCCCUCAUAAUGCAGAGGAGACAUACCUCCAGAAUGUAGCUGGGGUUCCGAUGCGGGUGCUCUCAACCUCAACCUUCUUUGAGCAGAAGUGGCUGGUUACUCGAGUAGAUGCCACGGCUGUUUGUCCAACACCAGGGGCAGUUGCCUUUACUCCAGAAGUGAUCACCUGGUACAUGCCCAAGCACAUAGACCCACUUUUCUCCUCUGAUGCCUUCACCAUGUUGGAGGUGUACAUGGGAAUUGACGCGAAGAGGCUGAACACUGAGGAAAUGGCUGCCAGAAACUACUCGGUUUUAGUCACAGAGGCUCAUAUUAUUGUUGCAAUUCCGGUGGGGGCGGUUGGCGGCUAUUUCAAGAGCCACAUUCAGGAUGACCAGUACUUUGUCACUUACACCAUUGAGCCCAUGCUUGAGUUGCUGUGGAUUGAGGAGAUCGCACACGAGGACACCAGCUAUAAAGUCCUCUUCCCUAUCACAACACCUCCGAUGGCCAGGCCUCCACAAGUUCGCAACUACACGCCCUUAGACACAGUUCCUGAGCAGGCAGUGUUUGUGCUUGAGUUGGGGACCUUCAACCUUGAUGUGGAGCUGCUGAACAUCACCUUUCCCACCAUGGUGCUAACUGUUGCAGAGUGCAACGCCAGGGGCUUCAAUGUUCAGGAGCAGAGAUCCCCGGACAACACCUUGAAGACCUUCAGGAUGGAGGUGCCCUUCUCAGACCCGGUGGUCUUUAAGGAGAGAAGGGUGGAACAAGGUGUCACAACCUUCACUCUUCAGCUGUGCCUGGUCAUCUUUCCAGAGUACGCUCCUUUCUCUCACUCUGCCGUUGUGGACGCUGUACUGCUGGACAUUGUGCCACCCUCAGUCACUGGCAACUGUGAUCAGGAGAACUUCCACAUCACUGUGGACUACAGGAACCAAGAGCCCUUUUUGUGGUCUUUUUGCCGAGACUGCUUAACCAUGAGUUUGCUCAACAAACCUAAAUUGCUGCAGCUAGCCUCGCUUUCCUUACCCUGUAUACAUGCAUACAAUAUUGGACUAAUGAACUCUCCCAUUGGUUCCCAGUCGGUUCACUCGUCCUCUGUCAGGAGCAGACUGGAUGUGGCUCUGUUGAAUCCUUACAACAACAUGACCAUCAAAUACUUUUCCCUGGCUUGCAGCUUCCUCAAAACGCUGACUGAGUGUUUCUCUAACGGAACGAUGACUGCGCUGGCGGUGAAGGUGGAUUCUGUUCCCGGUCUGAACCCCGGUCAGCUGACCCUGAGCGACCCCGCCUGUGGUCCCACCUACAGUGACGAUCGCUUUGCCUACUUCCACUUCACUGUGAACUCCUGUGGCACCAUCAGGAAGUUUAUCAACAAUGUCAUGCUGUAUGAGAACGAAAUCUCCUUGCCAGAUGAACUUGAGGUGAAGCUGAAUGCCACAACGUCUUCAGAGGAGGAAUAUCAGUUAAAGGUUUCCUGCUACUAUGUGGCCAACAUCACUCGCACAUUGGCCUUCCUGACCAGGCCGCGUGACAACGAGCCUUUUGCCGAGACUGGGACGGGUCGACUAAUGGUCAGAAUGAGACUCGCUCAGGACGCCUCGUAUAACACGUUCCACCAGGAGGCGGACUAUCCAGUGGUGAGGUACCUGAGACAGCCUCUGCACUUUGAGGUGGAGCUGACCACGUUCUCUGAUCCCAAGGUAGCGCUGGUGCUUGACCACUGCUGGGCCACCCUCAACGAGGACCGUGACUCCCGACCCCGGUGGAAUCUCAUCAUUAAUGGCUGUGAGAACCCCGAGGAUCCAUACAGUGUGGUCUUCCACCCGGUAGUAGCUGAUGCCAGGGUCCACUUCCCCCCUCACGUCAAACGCUUUGAGGUCUAUAUGUUUUCCUUCGCCGAGGAUGCGGUUGAGCCGAGUGGCCAGGUCUUUGUCCAUUGUGAUGUGGUCAUCUGUGAUGCCAGUAGUCCCUCUGGCGGCCCCUGUAGUGGACAAUGUGUGAAUCAGGACAACCCGAAAAGAGGUCAACGACAUGUCAAAGACCUCUCUGAGGAGCGUCAUUUCUAUGUUUCUUCUGGAUACAUUCUUUGGGUGUAAUGUCUUGUUCUAACAUGUCAAAUAAAGUGUUCUAUAUAAAACAA
Messenger RNA from Oncorhynchus nerka (sockeye salmon), 2695 nucleotides. RefSeq lists its product as uncharacterized. The transcript is spliced from 19 exons. NCBI's taxonomy places the organism in Eukaryota, Metazoa, Chordata, Actinopteri, Salmoniformes, Salmonidae. The record is from RefSeq and is a predicted model, not a curated record. Bases 147 to 2651 code for a protein of 834 amino acids.